UUCUUUUUUAAAUCACGUCGUCAACACAAAACGCAACUCGAGUGUCAUGAACUCGGACGAGUCACGUUUAUAAGAACUCGGCGUGUUUUAAAAGUGAGAGAGAGCAAGUAAACACAAGUUCAUUCUCUUCUCUUCAUGCUUCACAAUUUCACCUCGUACUUUCCUUCCUUCAUUCCUCAAAGAUGGUGUCCUUUGAACAGAACUAUAAUGAUAUUUUCAUGGAGCAUGCGUCUAACGGGGACCUGGAUUUGAGUCCUCGAAUAGGUGAUGAAUACCAGGUGGAAAUUCCUUCUGUGUUUAAGAAAUCAAAGCAUCUUCCACUUCGAAUGAAUCUCGAAGAUUCAGAAUCUGUGCAUGAUAAAUCACUUUCCUUCGCAAUUGGUUUGCCCAUCCCAGUCACAUGGUUACAUAAUGAAAUGGAGUAUAGCGGAGAUGAAGAGGGGGGAUAUCAUCGUGGAGACAGCAAUUCAAGUCACUUGGACAAAAGUGAAAAUUAUGUGUUGGUUCCUGGUAGAUUGAGUAGCGCAUGGAGCGAGGCUGAUACGAAAAGUUUUGUACUUGGUUUGUUUAUUUUUGGGAAGAAUUUCAUUCAGAUAACAAGAUUCUUAGAGAACAAACAGAUGGGGGAAAUACUUUCAUUUUACUAUGGAAAGUUUUACAAAACAGAUGGAUAUCGUAGAUGGUCAGAGUGCAGGAAGAUGAAAGGGAGAAAAUGUAUGAUAGGACGAAAACUUUUUACUGGACCGAGGCAACAUGAACUAUUGUCUCGCUUAACUUCUCAUGUCUCCGAAGAAUCUCAAGAUAAUUUGUUCCAGGUUUCUAAGUCAUAUAUGGAGGGCAGAACUUCUCUAGAAGAAUAUGUAUCUUCUUUGAAGUCUAGUGUUGGACUUGGCAUUCUUGUGGAAGCAGUAGGUAUUGGUAAGGAGAAGGGAGACCUUACUAGGCUUGACGUCGAACCUGGGAAGAACAGUCGAGCGUUUUCAGCACCAACUUGCAAAGAUUGGUCUUCUCUUGGACCCGACGAUAUAAUACAAUCUUUGACGGGAGGAUAUCGGCUGAGCAAGACCAAAAGUAAUGAACUCUUCUGGGAAGCUGUUUGGCCCCGCUUACUGGCAAGAGGAUGGCACUCUGAGCAGCCAAAGAAUCGAGGCUAUGUUACCUCCAAAGAUUAUCUGGUUUUUCUUAUUCCUGGCAUUGAGAAGUUUUCGAGGAGAAAACUUGUGAAAGGUGAUCAUUACUUUGAUUCUGUUAGUGAUGUCUUGAACAAAGUAGUAGCUGAACCGAAUAUUCUUGUGCUUGAAGAAGAAGCUAAAGUUGGUAGCUUCAAUGCGGAGGAGCCUGAAAAUGGAUCAAAUGAAGAUGAUUUAUCUGAUGAUCAUCGUCAAUGUUACCUCAAGCCCCGAGCUUCUACAUACAAUAAAGAUCAUAUGAAAUUCAUGGUUAUUGAUACUAGUUUGGUGAUUGGUGGAAAGUCAUCCGAUUUAAGGGAAUUGAAAUCUAUGCCUGUUAAUUCAGCGUGUAAAGUUGAGGUAGAUGCUGCUUGUAAAAAAUAUAAAGGGCAAAAAUAUACGAGGAAAGUAAAACAUAGCAAGGAUAUGUCCAAAAGCAUUAAACAGAAGUCAAUAAAGUUCACAGUUACUGAUACCAAUACACUUUCUGAAGGAAAACUAUUGAAGGUGAAACAACUGAGAUAUCCGCUCGUUGAAUUGGAAGAUGCUUCUACGAUAACUACUGCUCUUUUGAGAGAAAGUAAAGGCGGCUCUUCAACUGAUGAUUCGCCAAGGAUGGUGGAAGCUAAGACGCGGACACGUGACAAAAAAAAGAUGAAUAAAACUGAUAGUCGCAGCGGUGUAUCCAACAGUGAGGCUACCAGUAAAAAAGAAGCAUAUAAUAAUCCUGAUAACAAUGCAAACAAGGUCGUCGAAAGUCAGAAAAAUCAACACACCUAUGCGUUUGAUGAUAAUCAACUGAAGAGGAUGAUAAAGCAUCAAUUCAAUCGAAGAGUAAGGUCAGGCGAUUCUAAUCAUGCAGCUCUUCCUGUUAAAAGGAGGAGAUUGACUGCUUGUGUCAAGGCAGAGAAAAACCGCAUCAUUGAGAAUUCUUCAGGAAGUUUGAGAUCAGAAAAACUUGAAAUCUCUCAGUUUUCUAGCUUUCCAGAUGCCAACAAAAAUGUUUGUGAUCCAGUUAGUCAUCAGCAGAAUGGAUGUUCAACUGCUUCUUCAGCUGACAGAAGAGCAGAAGAGGUUAAUGAAAAAAGCAUUCUCAACAACAGUUAUCAAUGCGCUGUUAAAGUUGAGAAAUGUUCAUCUUUCACCCUCGAGAUACCGCAGGUUCCAUCUAAGUCUGAGAAUAUCAAUAUGCUGGCAAUGGCAGAGGAAGGUGAGCAUGGACUAAAGGCAAAAGAUCAAUGUCUAACAUCUGCUACUCAGGAAGUAGUUGAGAAGCCAGUGAGAAUCGCUUGUGAUGUUGAUUCUUUGGAACAACAGCCUGAUAUAAAUCCCAGGAGACAGAGCACUAGAAACCGACCGUUGACAGUUAGAGCAUUGGAAUGUAUAGCAAAUGAAUUCUUGCAUGUGCAAAGGAGACAAAAAAGGAAAGACAUUCAGACACACAAUGAUCCUUUCAAUCCUUGCCGCAAGGCUCGUACAAGAGGCAAAACAAUGCUGCGUCGUCAUUGUUCAGACCAUGAGACUGCAGUUUUAGUACAAGAAGAAAAGAUUUUGAACGGAGAUGGUAGUGUUAGCUAAAUAUAUUUUGGUUAAGUUAAAGAGUAGAUGUCAAUAGCGGUUAUUUUUUAAGCUACCUACCUAUCUGUCAUCAUGGAGUUUCUGACUUUUGGAAACAAAUUGAUGUUCUCCUGCCCGACUUGCAAAUUGUGUUUUAAGGCAUCCAGAUGAUUUAGACAUACUGUACAGAAUUUUUCUGUUUAUUUUUUAUUUCAAAAUUUUUGUUUUCUUAUGUUUCGUUUUAUUUUAUAAAUCAUAACCAAUGUCUACCCAAGUGGAAGAAAGUUAGAAAUUUCAUUUCUAUGUGCCAGUCUUCCAUUGAUUUAUACAACAUUGAUUGAAUGAUA
Cicer arietinum (chickpea) is the source of this 3073-nucleotide messenger RNA. RefSeq lists its product as uncharacterized. The record is from RefSeq and is a predicted model, not a curated record. Gene Ontology annotation, molecular function: transcription corepressor activity. Lineage: Eukaryota; Viridiplantae; Streptophyta; Magnoliopsida; Fabales; Fabaceae. Gene Ontology annotation, cellular component: nucleus.